AUGGCAUCUAAUGCUACCACUCCUGCCGCAGGUCAAACUGCUGGUAAUGGAGCACCUAUCGCACCACCUGGCGCAACAACUCCUGCUCCAGUAGUAGAUAUUGACAUUGGUGUGAAUCAACAACCAGUGAUCGAAGAAACCAGAAAGCGCAAGCAGGAAGGUUUCGAAGAUACUCGUCCAAAACAAUUAGCAUUGCCCAAGAAUAAUGAUAGUCCAGCAGAACGUGCUUUGACUGAGUUCAGGAUCAUUAAGAAUGAUCUUCUCACUUGGUAUAGUAGAAACCGAGCACGAGAUUACCCAGGUCCAAAGACUCUUGCUGGUAGGAUCAAUGCAAGCAGAUCUGCCAUCCUAAUUCUCAAGGAAAUUGGGAGAGGUGCUACCGAAAUGCAUGAAAUUAGAGUCAAGUUUGAUAUGUUCAGUCAAGCACCAAGAUUGAGAAUAUUCGCUGGUAAUUAUCAUUUCUCUUUACAUAGUCACAAUUUUGUUGAUUUGACUGCAACCGAUCAAUUCUGGAAGCAAAAGAUUCAUCUAGUUACCGGAACAAGUGAUAAGGCUAAGAAUGCGAGCAGAGCAGAAAUUGCAAAGAUUCUAGCAACUGAUUUCCAAAGUCCUUGUCAAAGAGAUGUUGAUCGAUUGAUCGACUUUGCUCAAGGAAAUAGAGAACCGCUACUUGAGUUCUUUGGAUUUAGGUUAGUUGGACCAUUCUUUUGGGAUGAAAAACCACAAUCAGCCGGUGAUUUCGUAGCAUGGGAAGCGUUCAUGACUAAACUCAGCCAUGGUCGAUUCCACGCAACAUUGGUGCGCUCUCUUGACCCUCUUAGUAGAGCAUCUUUCGAAUUCCAUGAUUCUCAUUGGAAAUCUCAAAUGGAAGCCAGCAUCAGACACGGUGUUUAUCCUUUCUAUAGGAAGGCCAUUGGAGGUCCAGCUGGAGAAGUAUAUCCACAUCUUGCCGAAGAAUUGAAGAGUUAUGCAUCCCAUGCAGCUCGAAGAUCUUUCGGUUCACCAAGAGAUAUACAAAUUGGCUUGAGUCUUGGUGUCAUUUACGAGGGCAUGUGGGAGAACUACAACAUUGGCCGUUACUUCAAUCCUGAUAUUACACACCAAUGUACAGUCAAGAGCCGAAAAGGACCCUUCAUACAAUUACAUGAAACUGUUGAAAAAGAUGAGAACUUUGUCAUGCCUGAAGUCGCUCCAGGUACUCAUAUGAAGUUUACCGUUGUACCUCUGCCUAUUGAUUCAGAAGCACCAAAGGAACCAGAAGCCGAACCUGGAUUUACCUUGGUUAAGGGUAUGAAGCAAAAGAAAAAGGUUAUGCCACCUGGUGGUUGGAUGCCUGAAACUGAGGUCGUUCACGCUCGUGUCCUGUCAAUCGAUACUCAGAUGGACUUCGUACUUGGAUUUCAAAUCGUCAACGCAGAGUACCGGCAAGCAUUCAGCAACAAUGCUAAUUUAGAGAUUUGCAUCACCAUGGAAAGAAAUACGAUCCCCGCCAGUCGCAUGUUGAUGGCUAUUGCGAAAAUUUGCAGUCAACCCAGGGCGGUAAACGAAUGGAAGCAACGAAAGUUUCUCAUGGGUCAUGGAGUCGAGAAUGAAGGUCCCUCUAUCUAUGAUGAAUACAAAGAUCAGAUGACCAUUCAACAGAGAGGUGCUUUCGACUAUUUGUGCAGAUCAAUGGACAUGAACAAGCAGCAAUUGCGUGCAUGGGAGUUAAUGUUUUACAAUAACUGUCACACUAGCCUUCUUCAAGGUCCACCAGGAACUGGAAAGACAAAGACUUUUGCUGGUCAAGGUUUAGGACUUGCAUUAUGUGGAGUGAAGACUCUCAUAAAUGCUCCUUCGAACACAGCCGCAAAAGAAGUAAUAACCAAGCUUCUUGAUAUGUUGGCCACUGAGAUCUUUUCUUCCUUGACUUCCAAGGUGAAGAUUGUGAUUUGCACUUGCAAUACUGCACAUCUCCUUCAAGGAUAUGGUUACAAGCCACAAGCCUGCCUCACGGAUGAAGCUGCAUUCGGUGCUGAACCAGAAGUCUUGAUUCCAGCCACACUGUGUGCUUCCAAGAAUCAAUACUCUGGUGAUCACAAGCAAUUGCACCCAGUCGUUAAAUCUGCCGGUCACAAUGAGUUCUCAAACCAGUAUGGUUUGUCGUUGUUUGAGCGAUUCUUCAAUCAUCACAGCGUUAACUUGGUGAGAUUCAACAUGAAUUAUCGCAUGUGCAAGAGAAUCGCAAACUUCCCUGGUAUUGCGACGUAUGGAUUCUCGGCCUCUCAUCCUAGUACCAUGGUGGAAAGCGAAACAUUGAAGUACUAUAAUCAAUGGUGGAACUCCGACAGUGCUGAACCAUACAGAGCUACACGCCGUGCACCUGCAUUCGGUGGACCCAAGGACGAUAAUGCCCAACGCUUGUUCAUCAAUGUGAAAGAUGGUAAAUCUGCACCGAGAGAAGGCGGAAAAUCCAAGAGAAACUUCGCAAACAUCAACGCCGUCUGUGACUUCACCAUAGACUUGUUCAGACAUGAACCCACUGUUGAUGUCGCCAAGAUUGAUCUCGAUAAAAUCACAGUCUUGACACCAUACAGGGAAGAAUUGCAUGAGAUCUCUAGACAAGUCAUGAUGAGAUUAAAGGCCGAGUAUCCCAAGAUUGAGAGAUUCCCUCGAUUCCUAACCAUCGAUAGUACACAAGGUGGUGAGAACGAAAUCGUCUUGCUUGCAGUGACUCCUGCCGAUCAAUAUAAUGGUGGACUCAUUGGAUUCUUAAGUGAAUGGAAUCGCAUGAACGUCGCCUUGACCCGUGGUAAGAGUGUCAUGGUCAUUUUCGGUAACUUGGAUCUCUGGCGUUCGCAAUUGAUUGUCAUCACUCGGAAUUUGAGAGCUAAGAACUUUGCGCUCAUGAUUAUGGAUGUCCUAAAUCUUGGUGAUGUCAUUGACGUUGAUGGUGAUAAUUGGCUUCCAAAGACAUUUGCUCAAUUGAGGAAUGGUCGUCAAACUUGGACCAUGGAAAUUGAGAAGACUCGUAAGGAGGAUUCUCAAUUAACUCCUCUGGCCAAAUCGCUUUUAUCUACGCACCAGGAUCCAGCAAUCAAGACCGGAUAUGAGCAGAAACUUCUUGCCGAAUUGGUCGCAUUGAGAAAGGUAGCAGACGAUUUCGAGAAAUUGAAGGAAGCUGGCGUCGAUGAGGGUAUCGCCAUGCGAACCAUGUUUGAGGAAGCUUCAAUGAAGGACAAGGCAGAGAAGAAGGAUGCUGACGGAGAUGAGGCCAUGAAGGAUGACAAUGGAAUCUCUUUAAUAGAUGAGGCCUCAGCUACAAUUGCAUCUCAAAUUUCUAAGGAGGCUGCAGAUCGUGAAAAGGCUGUCGAGAAAUCAUCUGGGGACGAUACUGUAAUGUCCACAGAUGAAGCUGCUCUCGAGAAGGAGGUGCUUGAUAUUAUGAACAGCCUUGCUUCGAGAUUUGAUGGUCAAUUAGAAGUCAUUACAAAGACAGGUAUCAAAGAAUCAAAUCAACCAACAGCAGCUCAAUUGAAUGAUAAAGAAGAUGCCGAAGGAAUUGUUGAUUUUUACAAGAAACUCGAUUAUGAUGAACCAAAAGCUAUAGAUUGGAGAAGAAAGAUUGGUGAUAGGAAUUACGUACUUAAAGAUCUACCCGAAGGAUAUGUUUUAUGGGAACACCUCAAAUAUAAUAAGAAUAAACUGGAGGCAGAGAUGAAGAAGGAAAAGGGUCGACACACAGCCGGAGUUUAUGAACGACAAGAUACAUAUUUAUAUGGACAUCCACAAGGUCGAAAGAAGAGAUAUCGAAGUCCGGCAGAUUUUUUCCCGCAUGUACUUUGGUUAAGUACGGAUCCAGAUGGCGACUCAAGGAAUUGUUCAUGCAAAGUUUGUUCACCAUUUGGAGAGGAUGAUCUACAAGAAGAAACAAUCAAACAAGACAACGGCGCAAUAUUGAAGAAGGAGAUAACCAAGGCAACUGCUCCGAUCGUCAACAUACCACCUCCAAAGAAGGAAAUCAAAAAGGAUAGCAUGCCAAUUGUUAGCAUACCUCAAAAGGCAGUCUCUACUUCCGGAUCGACACCUUCUGGAUCCGUAACUUCUGGAUCAUCAAAGUCAUCACCUCAACCGACUUCAUCAAUUCGAUCACAAGAACAAAAACUCGAUAGUACACCUGAUACUGGACUCAUUUAUCGUACAGGAGAAUUGGUCUGGUUUAAUAGAGGACAUGCUUGGGGUCUCGCAGUUGUAUCAAAGAGAAGAUAUGAACAUUUUCAAGCGGAAUAUUUGGUUCAACCACUUUCUCACCCACUUUCACAUUCACCUGCUCAAAUCAAGGAUCAAGAAUCGAUUAGACCUUGGCUUGCUUGGAGUGUACCUCAAACGACAAUCAGUUCAAUCAAUAAUAUUCCUUACGAUGAAGUACCUUGGGAUCGUAUUGUGCGAGGUGAAUAUGGUGGAGGUGAUUACCAAGUUGAUGGUAGCAUCUUGGCCGCAAAAGUUAUUGAUGGAAGUUAUUCCCUUUUUGAUAGACUUGAAAAAGCCAUCGUAUCUCCUGGAGAAAUACAUUACAAUGGAAUGUUUCUCGGAGCUGAAAAGAUUUGGGUUGGCGAACCAGUUCGUUUACGUGUUGAUGGGGAUUCAAUUGUGGUUCUCGUGGUUCAAAAACUUAUCGAACGUACAGUACAAACAAAUCCACUUUUGACUGUUGUAACAUUUGUGGGUGAUAUUUACAAAUUUGUCGAAAUGCCAAUGCCUUAUAACAAUCGAUCACAAUGGCCAACACCUGAUUUACCUGCUCGAAUGGUUUCUGAUUUAAGAUUCCGUAAUGAAGUAGCAGAUAAUGCUAAGAAACGUACUUGGUAUGAAUGGCAGUUGCUAGAACCAGCAGCUCGUCGAGGAUUAGCUGAUAUUAAAGGACGUUGGUAUGAAACUCGACUUUUAUUACCAGUUUUAAGAGGUAUGGAAGCUUAUCAACUUGGUAUUGGAAGAGGUGAAACUAGUGAUGCUAGUUUAUGGAUGAAUGGAAGAGGUGAUACUAUUGGAGGGACUGGAAAGAGACAAAAGAAUAGAAGGACAACAUUAGGAAAAUCAGUUCCAGAUAAUUAUCAAGUUGGUAGAGGUUUAGAUGGUCCUCCAGCUGAUAAUAUCUUUCCUGAACCAACAAUUCCACAACCAAGUGUUGUCAUACCAGAUAUUGAUCAAUUUAUGGAUUUAGAUGGUGUUGGAACUGGCAAUGGAUAUAAUGUUUGA
Botrytis fragariae is the source of this 5235-nucleotide messenger RNA. RefSeq names its product putative transcription-silencing protein clr2 protein. NCBI's taxonomy places the organism in Eukaryota, Fungi, Ascomycota, Leotiomycetes, Helotiales, Sclerotiniaceae. Gene Ontology annotation, cellular component: rDNA heterochromatin; SHREC complex. Bases 1 to 5235 code for a protein of 1744 amino acids. Gene Ontology annotation, molecular function: helicase activity. Gene Ontology annotation, biological process: silent mating-type cassette heterochromatin formation. The record is from RefSeq and is a predicted model, not a curated record. The transcript is spliced from 6 exons.